CUUAGCGGUACACCAGCAACCGUUUCCGGGUUCAUGCUGACACGCAAGAGGUUUGAGAUUAAUCUAUGAAAUCAUAAUUUUUGUUUAGAACUGUGUUCCUCCGUUGAAGGGAGAUAUUCUACGUGUAUUUUUGUAGGACACUGCUCUUGCUCAAGCCGCUCUUGGUUCAGUGCUUCGUGUUAGCUGAACAUGUCUGCCGAGGAAGCGGACAAAACAACCACUACUGAUGCCAGCGCUGGAGAUGAAGAGGAGGAAUGGCUGUAUGGAGAUGAGUCUGAGAGUAAAGACGAAGAUGAAGAAGCCAAACUGAAUGCUGCAGUCAGUGCAUCUGUUGAUGCUUCCACAGAGGAUGCUGCUGCAAAUGCUACAGGAAAUGGCGUGGUCCCCGAGGCUACAGAUGAAGCCAAGGGUGAGGAUGUGGAGAGUGACAGUGACAGUGAUGAUGAUGACGAUGAUGUCCGUGUCACAAUUGGAGACAUAAAAACAGGAGCACCACAAUACACGUAAGUUGGGCAUUAAUCUGUAAAUCUCAACAUAAAGACGACAGGCUCCAGACCUUAUGGGCAAGGUAUCACAGCUACAAAGCUGAAGGGGGUGGAUCUAGAUACUCCUGGAAACAUUAAUGGGGUUCCAGUGAUGGAGGUGGAUAUGGAGUCCUUUGAAGAGAAACCCUGGAGGAAGCCAGGAGCGGAUCUGUCAGACUACUUUAACUACGGCUUCAAUGAAGAUACAUGGAAGGCUUACUGUGAAAAACAGAAGAGGCUGCGUAUGGGUCUGGAGGUUUCUACAGUCGGCUCAGUGACAAGCAAGAUCACCGUUCAACAGGGCAGGACAGGUAACGAGAAGGACAUCUCCAUUUUGCCAGUUCACACGUCAAAGCCCGAGUUCACAUCUCCUGUUAGCCUGUACAAGUCUGUCAUCAGUCAGGUCACCAGGAAGGCAAUUGGUACCAUAGAUGUGAUUGGUGGGCAGACAGCCACCAUAAGCAGGGUUGAAGGGCGACGCAGACACAACGUGGAAGGCAAUAAUAUCCAGGUGAUCUCUGAACACUCCACAACAGAGGCUGAACCCACCCCAGCUAAGAUACCCACCUUCUUCCCCCCAGGGCCACUUCCUCCAAACAUACCCCCACCUCCAUUCCUCCCUCCGCCACCUAAUGUUAGCACUGCGCCUCCACAUAUCCCCCCACCCAGGUUGCCCAUUACUGUUCCUCCUCCUGGUUUUCCUCCUCCACCUAGUGGGCCUCCUCCUGCUAUUAUCCCCCCGCUGGACAGUGGCCACCCUGGAGGUUAUGAUGGACGGUCUGUCCCUCCAUACCCGUUUCCUCAAGGUGCAUACCCUCCACCAAUGGCUGGAGGUGUGCCUCCUCCAUGGCCCCAGAUGAUUGACACCUCUAAGCCCUGGGACUAUUACUCCCGUCGAGAUGACAAGAGAGAGAAAGACAGAGAAAGACCCAGAGAAAGGACGCAUGAGCGGGAGAGAGAGAGGGAGCACAGUCCAUCAGCUAUGAGCUACACCAGUGAUGAGGAGCGGUAUCGUUACCGCGAGUAUCAGGAGCGUGGUUACGGAGAGCGUCAUCGUGACCGGGCGAGCCGAGAGAAAGAGGACAGACACAGAGAGAGGCGGCAUCGAGAGAAAGAAGAGGGGGGACGCCACAAGUCCUCCCGCAGCAGUAGCAGAAGGAGGCACGACAGCGAGGAGGGCGACAGCCACCGGAGGCACAAGCACAAGAAAAGCAAGAGGAGCAAGGAAGGCAAAGAGGCUAGCGAGGAGAUCAGUGCCGACCAAGAGAACCAGGAAACCAUGGAGUAGUGAUGUCCACCGCCCAUCUUUCCCCUGUCUGUCCGUCUCCUUUCCUGUCUGUCUCCCAGAGAAAGAAGGAGAGAGAGGAGAUGAGCAUAGAUCAAAACCAGAAAGUCCCGGUGUGAUCGAUGUGUCCUGUCACUCCCCUCCCCACUUCAUCCUCCUCCAUCCUGCUGUUGCUCAUCCUCACCAUCACUUCAGAGGAGGUGGCAAAGGUGGGAUGGUUGUCUUCUUACUUUAUCAAUCUUUCCACCACUGGCUGACCUCAGGCAGAGCAUCGAUAUGUUCUUCACCUCUUUAUCUCAGCCCAUCUGUCAGAGCACUGAGGUUUCACUGUAUAGUCAGGGUGAUCAGCAGCAGAAUCUGUUUGUCUUUUUGUUCUUGUCCUGUAUGAAGACAGUUAUAGAAAGCUGUCAGUUUAAGUUCAAUUAAAAUAAAACACUUUUGAUAAAA
Messenger RNA from Monopterus albus (swamp eel), 2256 nucleotides. RefSeq names its product FIP1 like 1b (S. cerevisiae) (gene fip1l1b). The transcript has 15 exons. The record is from RefSeq and is a predicted model, not a curated record. Gene Ontology annotation, cellular component: mRNA cleavage and polyadenylation specificity factor complex. NCBI's taxonomy places the organism in Eukaryota, Metazoa, Chordata, Actinopteri, Synbranchiformes, Synbranchidae.